Molecule: messenger RNA, 310 nt
Organism: Geodia barretti
Lineage: Eukaryota; Metazoa; Porifera; Demospongiae; Tetractinellida; Geodiidae
Source: the annotation of a GenBank genome assembly
UCUGUCCCAUUGGUGUCUGUAUUAGAGAGGCUCCACUGUAGUAUAUCUCACACACUCUCUAAAGAUGGUAAAUAGUAGAGUGUGUCCAACUUUUCACCGUUUCUCUUUCUGUUGUUUACAAGAGUUUUACAUUAUCUCCAUGGUUACUAGUUGCAUUGCAACCACCUCCAGCCAAACGAGAGAGGUGGGAAGAGAGGAUGACAGGGACAGAAGCACCCCAACAUGGCUAACUAUAUUCAGAGCCUUAGUAAACAAUAGAAUGACAAAUCAACCAGGAAUGUCCUCAUGUGUUACUAAAAGGGAAGAGCUG